CAGGCGAGGUGCCAUUCAACUCAACGAGCCUCUAGCAUCCGUGCAUAGCUUCGCAGUGGCACCAAUAACACCUCAUACAGGUCUCCCGGAAACUCAGAAGAAGAAGAAGGACGUCAGCAUCCCGUCUUUUCCUAAGAUGUUGCUCUCUGCGUGGCAGUAUGACAGGCGGUGCUAGCUGAAGAGGCUGUCGGAGAGGAAAGGUAGAUUCAUCUUAAAACACAAGUUCCUCCUCAUCUGUCCAGUCUGGCUCCUGUUUCUCACACCGUACAUUUUCCGUAAUAACUGAACCAUAAAAACACCAUCAACAAGAAUGCUCCGCGCUGCAGUCAAGAUCUGAAGAAGCAGUCUGCCAUCUUUUCACCAAGCUACCAACCUGCUCCUCUCCCUAGGAGCUACUGCACAGACGGAAGAGCAGGAGUUGUAAACUCAGUCAAGGCUUUGAGGACUACAUCUGUCUGCUAAAACGUGUUGGUGGGAAGAGAGCAUUUUGAGGACUUCACUCAUUAGCCAGAGAAAUGAGUUCUUCAGAAGAGAUGCCAACAGCCAGAAGAAGACCUCAUCAGUGUCACCAGUGUGGGAAAUCUUUCAGUCGGAUUUGUAGUCUAAGAAGACAUGAAGUUGGUCACACUGUGGAGAAACUGUACCACUGUGAACAAUGUGACAGCAGUUUCAGCCAACUAAAUGCAUACAAGCUACACCUGCACACUCACACUGAAGAAACAUCACACUGCUGUGAACAAUGUGGGAGGCAUUUUAGUGACCAGACUUCAUACAGAAAGCACCUGCGUGACCACACUGGGCCAUACCAGUGUGACCAAUGUGAAAAGACGUUCAGUUACUUCAGUAUUUACAAGAUACACAUGCGUGUCCAUACGAAAGAAAAGCCUUACGGCUGUGACCAGUGUCCUAAGAGUUUUAGUUUUUUAAGUUCAUACAAGCGACACCAGCUGGGUCACAGCGGAGAGAAGCCUUACCAGUGUGACUUUUGUGGAAAAAGUUUCACGCAGUCGGGUCAUUUUAGUCUGCAUCUGCGGAACCAUACUGGGGAGAAACCCUUUGAGUGUGACCAAUGUCAAAAGAGCUUCAGUGACUUAAGUAGUUACAAGAUACACCUGCGUGUCCACUCAGGAGAGAAACCAUACUGCUGUAACCAGUGCGGGAGGAGUUUCUCUCAGUUAGGCAAUUACAAAUCACAUUUACGUAUCCACACUGGAGAAAAACCAUUCCGCUGUGAACUAUGCGAAAAAAGUUUCUCUAUUUCAAAAACAUACAAACAACAUGUGCGGACUCACACUGGGGAGAAACCAUACCAGUGUAAAGAAUGUGGGAAAGGGUUUGGCCGGCUAAGCAACUACAUGCGCCACCUGCGUAUCCACACUGGAGAGCAACCAUACAGCUGUGACCAAUGUGGGAAAUGUUUCAAUAGUUCAUAUAGUUACAGUCGACACCUACGUGUCCACACUGGAGAGAAACCAUAUUGGUGUUCACAGUGUAAGCGAUUGUUUACUCGAUCACAGUCCUUGAAGAAACACCGCUGUGUUCCAGUAGAUGAAGAGAGUUCAACUCUGUGUAACAAAGAAGCACAACUGAUGUCCUCAUUAACAGAACCAUCAGAACCCACAAACGACAAACAGCAACAAGCAACAAAAUAAACUAAAGUUAUUGUGUUUGUGUUCAUGGCAUUGAAGAACCAUGCCAACCACUGCAAGAGUGUGGCUUUUUUGUGUGUGUUUUUGGAAUUAACGUCAUAAAUUACAAAUGGAACCUGAUAUUCCAAAGACAGCACUUUGAGUACCAGUACGAGGUACCAGUGUCCCUGUUUAGGCUGAAGUUAUUUACCAUCUGAUUAUAAUGUCAUUAAAACACAACCUUGGGCCCAUCACUUACAAUACAACCCAUAAGAUUCCAAUACAUUUAUUAAACAUUUCUCUCAGCAUCACUGACAAACAACAACUUGGAUAUGAUUGAAUAUGUUUAAAACACGUUAUUCAAGCUUUAUGUGGUAAUUGAAAUGUCUGAAGUAUGUAUAGUUGUGUUAUUAUAAUUUAAUUAUUUGUUCUCCCAUAUUUGGAACUGUAUAAUAUACCGAAGAAUGUUGGUGGUGGAAUUGGUUUGUCCAGAUUACAAGAGCUUUAUGACUUCACCAAGUUUUGAGGCACCUGAGCCCUGUACUACGAAGCUGGAUUUGAUGGUUAACUUCAGCUCUAACCCUGGCUAGAUCACCAUGUUAUGAGAAACUAACCUGAUCAGGACCAGGUUAUGUUCUAGAUAAGAGAUCAGCAUCUAUAAAAGCGAAUGAGAUAUAAAUGUGAAUGUGUUGAGUCGUAACAUUACAUUUAUGCAGUGGUUCCCAAAGUUUUUCUACUGGGCCCCCCUUUUCUAUCUAAAAAAUACUACACCCCUACCCCCCCUAUGAUGUUUACUUGCAUAUGAAAAGCUAUAUAAUUCCUUUAAAACAUGACAUUAUCACAUUAUGUUUUAUGCUUUAAAAUUAUUUGCUGAUGUUCGUUUUAAACUGUCAGUAUUACAACUAAUAUAAUGCUGAUUAAAAAAAAUGUCUAUGUUGGCCUGAUAAUAGGCCCAACAAUAAUUUCAUUUUGAAGUGAGCAAAACGAAAAUACAUUUGGAUGUACUCCUCAUAGAAGAGGGCAGAACGCAAUAGUUGUUUUUUCGGGGGUAGUUGAGUCAAAUGAUGCUCUCAACACCCCUUUAUGUGAACAAGCACAGAGCCUGAAGAGAAAAGCCUGGUUAACUCAGCAAGUUGAUAACCACCUUUGUGAUACCACUGAUCUGUGACUGUGGUUGUUAGGCUUAGUGAAUGACACCAAGAUAUCCUGAUUAUGUUGAAGUUGCUUCGUAGUACAGGGCUAUGGUGUCAAGAUGUGGAAUGGUGCACGAAAUGCAGCAAACACAGCAGAGGGAUCCUACCCACACAAUGGGUGGCUAACAUCCUCCUAUCAUGGUGUGGCAUGCAUGUCUCCCAAUAGAAACCUGUUUCCUUGUCCAAGGUCAAUAUAUCUCUGUUCUGAAGUGUGUUUGAGUUGCUCACAGCAUUUAAAAAUACAUUUGUGUCAGGCUUCACUGAAAAAAAUAUACCUGUUAACUGGAAGUUCUGUGGAUUAUCCUACAGUGUUAUUUUCCUCAACCAACUGCAUGUGCAAUUUGUUAACCCAGAUGCUUUUGAAUAGUGUGCUGUAUGCAAUAGUUUUUAAUAAAGACUGCAAAUUCUGUUCACAACUAGA
Centropristis striata (black sea bass) is the source of this 3242-nucleotide messenger RNA. Its product is annotated as zinc finger protein 239-like. The transcript is spliced from 5 exons. Gene Ontology annotation, molecular function: DNA-binding transcription factor activity; RNA polymerase II cis-regulatory region sequence-specific DNA binding. Lineage: Eukaryota; Metazoa; Chordata; Actinopteri; Perciformes; Serranidae. The record is from RefSeq and is a predicted model, not a curated record. Gene Ontology annotation, biological process: regulation of transcription by RNA polymerase II. The coding region runs from base 516 to 1652 and encodes 378 amino acids.